Perca flavescens (yellow perch) is the source of this 3656-nucleotide messenger RNA. It is a transcript of the gene ankrd33ba, whose product is annotated as ankyrin repeat domain 33ba. The coding region runs from base 458 to 2023 and encodes 521 amino acids. NCBI's taxonomy places the organism in Eukaryota, Metazoa, Chordata, Actinopteri, Perciformes, Percidae. Gene Ontology annotation, molecular function: protein binding. The transcript is spliced from 6 exons. The record is from RefSeq and is a predicted model, not a curated record.
GAGAGGUCAGUGCCAUCUAAUCGGAUUAAGCGACUAUAGGUAACAGGCUGCUGUCCCUCUCCGCCCUACAUGGGACGGUCGUGUGUGCCGCAAAGUUAGGCUCCGCUGUAGCUCCACUUUUUUUUUUUUUUUGCAAAAGGAUUGUAAACUCAACGUGGUUUCGUUUUGGCGGCGCGAGAAAGUAGGCUAUUUCACUUCAUGAGACGUGUAGGGCUCGAACGGGCAUAAUGUCAGCUCUCCGAAAAUGACUGAUGGAUAAACGCUCGCGCAAUAUGCUUAACUAUAAUAUCGUACCAGAGUUUUUAUAAUUUAGACUCCCGUAUAGGUGAUGUAAGUGACUUUUUAAGGUGAGUCAGUUUGAUUCCGCUUUUCUGGAGAGACGGACAGUCCCAUGCAAGCGACCCGCGUGCCAGGCUGCACUCUAGCCCGAGGACAGUGCCCUAGGCUGGGGGGUUAGAUGGUGCUGAUCACGGACGACAGGGAUGGAGGAGGCGCUUCGUCGGUCCGGGUCAAGCAGCUCCAGCAGCAGCAGAAAGUCGGGGGGAACAUCACCCAAGUUCACCCGACCAUAGUCGAGGAGUCCAACGAUGACGACUACCUAGGCUCGUGCGAGGAGGACGAUGAAGAGGACGAUGGAGGGGAGGCAGACGAUGAUGAAUUCGAAGAAGUUGACUUUGAGGACUUGGAGGAAUGUCGGAGCAUCGUGUCGGACGACUCCUUCUACCCGCCGGAUGAUGUGUUCGCAGACUCGGAGCGCACCCCGUCACCGGAAAGCCCCAAACCGCUGUCUUUUUUCCAGGCGUGCUGCACCAACAACUCUACUAUCGUCCGGCUAAUGAUGCGGCAUGGAGUGAAGAAGGAGGAGGUCAAUGAGAAGGACAGGAAUAACAGGACCGGGCUGUUGGUUGCAUGUUACCAAGGUUUCGUGGACGUCGUCAUAGCGCUGUCUCAGUGUCCGUAUUUGGAUGUCAACUGGCAGGACAGCGAGGGAAACACAGCUCUCAUCACUGCUGCUCAAGCAGGCCACAUAACUAUCACCAACCAUCUGCUGAACUAUUACUCUGGGUUGGACAUCGAGAGGAGAAACUGCCACGGCUUCACCGCUCUGAUGAAAGCUGCCAUGCAGGGCAGAGUGGAAUGUGUGCGCUCGCUCAUGAUGGCAGGAGCUGCCCUGAAUUCCAAGGACUUUGGGCGCCACUUUACUGCCAUGGAAUGGGCCUUCUUUACGGGCCGUUAUGAAACUGCCUGGGUGAUGACGUGCCUGAUAGAACAGCCCUGCCCGCGCCAGUACUGUGAUACAUACAGUCUAGAGUGGCCUCCACUGGCAUCACUGGUGGCCAAAGCCCAGGAGCCCCGUGGCUGUCUGAAGCGCCUGUCGGACACUGUGCGGAACGCCUUCAACAUAGCGAAUGUCACCAACCCUGAGCCUGAAGGUGUUAUCGAUCACAUGGUUUCUAUAACAACUGCCUUGAGGAGCCCUUUCAUUGCCGUGGCAUGCCAUACAGUGUGUCCUGACAGUCCCCCAUGUGUGGGCAAACGGCGCUAUGCAGUUCCUGAGGUAAUCCGCCAGCAGCGCGCCAAGGAGCUCCGCUCUAUUAACCCUGGCAGGGUGGAGACCCACCUCAAACUCUUCCAGAACUCCCGGGUCACACUAGUGGCCAAGAACUCAGCAGACCGCCGGGCCAGCCUUCAGGUCCAGGGCCUGAGCACGGUGGCUCAUGCCGAAGCCCUGGAGCUGCGGAGAACCAGCCUGCUGCCCAUGCACAUGGUGAUGAGGAGGAGCAGCGUCAGGCCUGGGUUCAGCAUCCCCAAAGUGAGGGUGUCCAAGGCCCCUAUGCCCACUUAUGAACCAGAAAAGAUCCGGAGGAAGAGCAGUGCCAAGGAUGGAAGCGGACACCUGCUGCAAAUACCAAAGUGGCGGUACAAGGAGCUAAAAGAAGAAAGGAGGAAAGCCGAGGAGGCAGAGAGGAGGAGGCUGGAGGCUGUAACCAAGAGACACCUUGCUGCCGGGAAAAGGAAAUAAUAUCAUUGCCUCAGAAGAUGCCAUGCACACUACCCUAAAAAGAGACUAAAUCUGGACUAGGGGUAUCAUUGACUAAGAUUUUACAGAAUCGUCUAGUCUUGCCUAUCGUCAACUGGGGAGGGGGUUAAUACAUGGGGGGUUGACUACAGUGUUGAAAUAUUCAGCGAGUGAUAAGGUUGUGUGUAAAGUUCCUUUUGUAUGAAAACAUGCAACAGAUUAGGACACAGUCACAAAAAGAGUAGCUUCUUAUUGCAUAAGUGGUGCAGGGGUGGAGAAGAUUAAUUGAAAGUUGUUUACAGCGCGCGCUCAGAUGUCACUCAAGCAGUCAGCUGGCCCCCGGUAACGAGAAGCGGAGCACACAGAGCUAAAGUCUGCUGUCAUGCAGCGUGCACUCGAUACUUCUUUUACUGUCCUCUUGUGAUAAUGUUUUUCUGCCACAAACGCAACCGUUUGCCUCGUCUCCAUCAGGCAUAUAACGCAGCGGCUUGCUGGCCUGGUGCGCAGGAUUUGGUGAUCAUUGGGGCGGACGGAUCAUGCCGUGGGCUGCGCACUGGACCACGGCUGUGCUCUGUAUCAGGCGGUGGCGCCCAAAUUACAUGUUACUUUGGAUCAUCUUUUACUAUCUCAAAGUGAGUAGACUUUCUUUUCCCAGACAUUUUCGGUUAAAGGUUUAAAUCCCUGCCGCCAAGAUGCUCCUCCAUCGGUCAUGGGUCAUGGAAAGUGAAACUUAAAUCUGUUAUGGGGCGGUUGGAUUUAUUCACGCACUUUAAAAAGAUUUAUUAAAAAAACUUUAUUUACAGCAUUGUAUGUUGAUAAUUAUAUCAUAAUAAUUAACUCAUUGGGAGAAAAAAGGUAGUUCUAUGUAAAAUCUGACUGAAUGAGCACCCCUAUAUAGCCAAAAUGGCAUGAUCCUCAUUUCAUAACGCCUUUGCAAAGAUUCGACUGUGAGAUUGGCAGUUGAAUCAGGCUUCUUUGAAGCAUCGAAUAUUUGACUAUUUGGGGUCGCCACUAAUCUAGACAGACUAUUAAAUUGGACAGAUUUGGUUUGAACGUUUUCUACAAUAUAUACAUUAAUGUAAAAGCAGUGUUCCUAAAAGAGGACAGAAGAAAAUGGCUGCCGGAGCUUGGACAGCAUUAUUGCGCAAUGCUCAGUGUCCUUUAUGAUGUCAAACAGUGAAUACCCAGGGGAUUUGAUACUUGAAAUGUUUUUAGAUAACUUAUUUUUCAUAUUUAUUGCUUUUUGAUGGAUGGCCUAGUCUAUAUUUUGUUACGUUUUGGGUGCUCAAUACUGCAGUGUUUUGUAGUGUGUUGCACUGUAUUGGAGCAGAAGACAAUUAUCAUUACUAACACAUAUUCCCUCAGACUGUAACCGCAUAAGACAUUUGUUCAUCUUUCUUCCUAUAAAACGGUAAGCAGCUUCUUAAAGAUGUUGUUGAAUAAUUUCUUUCAAAUAUUCAGUGGAGAAUACUAAUGGGUGUGUCAUAUUGACUCAGAAAGCUAAACCUAAGCUCAUAUGAAAACUAAUGGCAUUUGACAGCAAUAUUUUAGAUGCUUUUUGUUACGCUUUAUAAUGACAAACCCAUGAAUGAGUUUUGCAUAUAUAUUUUAUAUUAGAGAUUAGAGAAGAAUGCUU